GUGCCUCCUCCUCAGAUGUAUUCUUCAGUCAGUGGGCUGGAACUGCAGCGGCGGCUGGAGGAGGCCAGACUGAGAGAAAGAAAGAGAGGGAGCGAGAGAGAGAGAGAGAGAGAGAGAGAGAGAGAGAUAGAGCAUGAAUAGAGAGCGGGUGGAGGGGCUGUGCAACGUCUGGGUCAGCGUGGUCUGUCAUCUUGAACGAUUGAAGCGAGAGCGAGCGAGCGAGUAAAUGAGAGCGUGUGUGUGUGUAUGUGUGUGUGAGAGAGAUAGAGAGAGAGGGAGCGCAGCAGGAGCGAGGAGGUAGAGAUGUCAGAGGAUGUGGUUUUCCUGAGCUUGCAGAACACAGCGCAGGCAUAGUUUGAGCAUGACCUCAACGCAGGCACGCAAGAAGUGAGCUCUCCGUGCUCCGCUUAGCUCCUCCGCACAACUCGAACCAGCGGGAUUCUGAGUGAACAGAGCCGCACGAAAAAAAGUGCCCACCGAGGAACCCACCACGGACUCGCUCUCCUAAUCUGGAGCUCCAGAACUUCACAAAGGAACCUGGGAAUUUUUUUGACACACGUCAUUCCACGUUCUUUUGUUUUUUUGGGGGGGGUUUUCUGCUUCAUGCUGUUUGUGAACUUGGAGGUGAAGAUUUCAGAUUGCUGAGACUUUACGCACCUGUGGAUCUCUCACGGCCAAGCAGGAUCAACGUGCACUCUGAGAGCAGAGAUGGGUUGUGGGCUGAGGAAGAUCCGUCAGACAGACGACAGUAGUCCCGGGAAGAUCUACUCAACCCUCAAGAGACCGCAAGUAGAGACCAAGAUUGGUGUGGCCUACACUUACUCCCACGUGGACUUCCUGGUUGGAAAAGAAGAUGUGACGUCAACCCUGUGCCUGUCCUCGGUGCGAGAGCUGCCAUCCCAGCUCCAGGAUCUCUACCAGCAAGGCUAUGUCCUUAUCGCUGUCCAUCCCUUCGUCCACCCGUGUGGCCCGGAGAUUGCCAGUGUCCAGCGACAGCUUUAUCGAGCGGUGCUCAGCAAAGUGCCCGAAAGUUCAGAGAAAAGUCCAUCAGAGUUUGAGCCGUACCAUCUGAAGCUGGAGGAGUGUUUGUCUGCAGAUCAUACUCCGACCCCGGAGCACAUCCAGGGAUACGUGAAAAAACAGAUUCAGGAUGCAGCCGACCAGGGCAUCUUGUUUUCCGGCUUUAUCCAGGAACCGUCCGGUCUCCAUCAUCGCGUCACAUCACGAGGAGGCCUUGCAGAGGCGUCCUUGUCUUUGCACUCCAGUCCGAGUUCUUUACGAUGCUCGGAGCUCACAGCGAGCCCGAGUCAUCAGGGUGAGAGCGGCGCAGAGGACUGGGCUGCAGAUGGAGAGACGGAAGAGCCAAAAUCCUCUCGAGGUGGAGAUGCUCUCUCAGACGUGGUGUCCACGGUUUCUAAAUCGGAGUGUUGUGAUGGAGAGCAGGAAGAUAUACCAUCGCCCAACAACAAGGCCAAAGACAAGGACGGGAAUGAAAAACCCUGCAGGCCGACUCUAGGCAAAUGUGGUGCUGAACUUUUCGGCUUGUUUAACUACCCCGGUGGGCGCCAGCAGCCGCUGAAAUACUACACGGUAAAGGUGCCUCUGCAGGUGCAGCCUGGUGACGAGGGCAGUCGCGCCAUCGAGGCCCAAUGGCUGGACAACAUGACGCAGCACUUCAACAACGGAGCCUCGCUGGUCGACGGCUACUUCAGUCUGGCCAAAGACGACGAUCCCCAGCCUAAGGUCAUCGACAGCGUGUUUAUUUUCCAAGAGGGAGACUCCAGUGCAAGUGCAACCUACGACGCCAUCGUGGUCGAGCAGUGGACCAUUAUUAACGGGGUUCAGGUAAAGACAGACUACAUCCCUCUCCUGCAGUCUUUGGCUUCAUUUGGAUGGAGGCUCACCUGCGUGCUGCCCACACCCAUCGUUAGGACAAACAGUGACGGAAGCGUGUCCACUAAGCAGAUCGUGUUCUUCCAGAGACCAACACUGCCCCUCAAGAGGAGACACUCCAAGAAAAUCAUCUUCAGAAGCCGAAAGAACUCGAGCAAGAACUCGGUAAAAGACACGCUCAAAAACAAGAAGAAGAAGAAUGCAACAGAAAAGGAGCUGGACGAUCAGAAGAUCCACGAUGGUGUGGGGAAGGAGAGUAAAGACAGCACGGAGACUGCAAAUGAGAAUAACGCUGAAAACGAAGGAGGAGACAAUGCCGAGACAGACGGAGAAACGAUGGGGAAAGAGCGACCAGAUCAGGAAGAACGGCAAGAGAACAUGGAAGAGGUUGAGGCAGAAGUGAGGGGAGAGACGGACGGGAAAACAUUGACUAAUGGAAAGCAAGAAGAGGCAGGUGAUGAGAUAGAGACACUCUCUGACGUGAAAAAUGGAGAGACGGAAGGUGAAGAGGUGAAGAAAUGUGGAGAGGAAAACUACCAUCUGCAUAAUGGCUUGGAUGAGCAAGAGUCAUCAACCAAUGAGGCGCAAGCUAAAAAUGAACACGGCACCGACAUCGAGCACAACGUUCCGGCCAACCAGGAGUAAGAUUUUUGUUUAUCCUGUUUCUGAAUGUCAAACAAAAACCUUGUCUGUUCUCGAAAUCUGCGCUUUGAAGGAGUGAACAUGAACACUUUCUCACUGCGUCUGCAAUUCGCAUCAAUAUAAGCACUGGAUUUUAAGACCACCUGAGGAUGUGUAUGAUGUAUAUAAGGAGCUCGUGACUGAUGAUACUUAUUAUUCACUUUGCUCUCGACUUGUUCGAAAUUCGACAAAGCAGCAGAUCCAUCCAGUGGACCUAAUUAACACGAGGAAUGGCGGAGGACGUUUUUUUGUUUUUAUUUUGCGAAAGGCAAUCUGUUCUGAAGGAGAUACCGUCACCUCGUUUUGUUUACAGUCUGAAUAUGAAUGCUGAGUCGCCAGUUUACCAGGAUCGGCAACUUUCGAGCCACAGCCGGUGACCAGUUUAUCAGGUGGGACACCAGUCCAAAACCAAAUAUUAUAAGUCAAAAUAUGUCCACUAUUUCAUUAUUACUUAUAGAAAAGUAAAAAAACCAUUGAAUGCAUGCAGAAGCAAUCACAAGCCCCAAUGUAUCCUACUAGGAUCAUUUGUAUUGUGAAAUAUGUUAUUAAAGACAAUUAAAAAACACAUAAUGAACAAUUAUGACACAUUACAAACCAACAGGAACCAAUUAAAAAAAUUACCAUACCUUUGCUGAUGUUGAAUUGGUAGAAAAAUCCAUUAGAAACUGAUCAAGCCAUCAAAAUACACCCAAAACAAGUCACUUCCCCCUUUUACAUUGUGUUAUUUUAGUAUUUCCUGCUAUUACAAAUCAUCAGAAACCACCAGGAACUAACGGAUACCUGACCAGCCUUACUCUACCCCCAUUAAUCAAUGAAAAGAGAUCGCCAAAGGACCACAUCUGACCAGAUAUUGCUUAGGGGCCCCUUCGGUGAUCCUGUUGAACCGAUAAAUGGGGUGAAGUAAUCCAAUAGAAAACCAUAAAGCCAUCAAAUGCAUCUAGCACUGGUUUCUGGUCCCUUGGUUCAAAGCUAGGGCCAUUUAUAUUGCGAUGUUUUAGUGUUUUCUGGUGAUAUGAAGCAUUUUAAACCACCAGGAACCAAAUAAUCGAUGAAGAGAGAUCACCGAAGGACCAUGGUGUUGAACUAAUAAGUGAAGGAGAACGCAAUAAAAAUCCAUCAAACACAUCCAGUUUCUGGUCCCUCGGUUCAAAACUAGGAUGUCAUAUUUCAGUGAUAUUUUAGAAACCACCAGGAACCCAAAGAAAGUGGUUACUGUAAAAAGUGCAUUUCGAGCAGUAGAUAUGAGUGUAUAUGUAAAUACUCUGCUGUAAGAGUAGUAUCUUGGACCUCUAUAGUUGCCCAACCUGAUAAUAAUGGACAACCAUCUUCAUGAAAAUGCAGAUCCACCUGAUAAACUGGCACCUCAUAAUCCCACAAUGCACACUGAGCAGAAUUUUGAGCUGUCAGCAUUAGAGGAACUUUUCGACGCCAGCCUGAAAGAAAGCGUUUUCAUAUUUAGAGACAAUCUACGCUGACUCUGCAACGGCGGUUUCUUUUGUUGUUGUUGUUGUUGUUUUCCUUUCGCUGUCUUUCUGACUCACCGAGGUAAUGAAUGUCAAAAUCCCCCCGAUGUCUGCAAAAUCUCCAGAAACCAAAAUGAACAGCUCUCAGGAGCAUGACAAAAAAAUGAGGUCCUAAUCCUCUCUACCACGAAGCAACUGUUACUACACAAGCGGCGAAACAUCCUCUUUUUUUUUUUUUUUUUUUUGUCCCAGGCACCUAAAACUAAAUGCCUGUGACCUUUGGAGCAUCACAGAACAAGGACGCACCUAUUAGCUGAAUGUCACGACCGCUCAUUUAUUUGUAACGAGUGACGGAACCUCGUUCAACUCUCGAUCCAUAAUUCGUUUUUUUUAACGCUCGGGCGGCAGAUGUAUGCCGUCAGACGUCUCAAAGCGUGAAUUUCUGGCCGUGUUAAAGAUGUUACGAUUUCAGAUGAAGAGCUCUUGUCAAGGGUGUUUGAAGUCGGCGCUGUUCUGCGCUCCUGCCAGUUGCGGCUGAGGGGAUUACGAUGAAAAAAAAAACAAGGGGAAGUAUUUUAGCGAUCACAUGACGAGCUGAAUGGAACUUCCCGGACUAAGGAUUAAGCUCAAGAGUCGAGCGAUUUUCCACAGAGAAUCACCAGUGACGCUAACGAUUAGCACAAGACUUAAUCUGCGCUUGGGAAAGUGGCCAAGCUAGUGCUUUUAAUGCUAGUUUAUUUCUUAUGGCGAGGGAAACAGGAUAACACAUAAACGCGCGUAGAUUGCGGCUUUACAUGCAGUCAUUUAUCCUGGCUCCUUGUUUUCUUGCGGUCCGGCGUCCCUCGACCCAGUUCGCUUCGUUUCUUUCGAGAUGUAACGCGUUUUUUUUCUCACAAUUCGGAAUAAGAUGCGAAGUGAUACGAGGUGUAUCGUAUACAUAAAAAAGAACCACACUGUCUUAUCGUAUCAUUGCAGGGUUCGUGUAAUACCGAAGUUAUACUAUACAUUAUAUGGGCAAAAGUUUGUGGACAACUGACCGGAAGAUUUGAAUGUAAUUCUGGACCACAUUUCUUCUCCUUCACUGUUAUUAAAACCUCCACUCUUCUGGGAAGAUGUUCCACUAGAUUAUGUGGCGAAUUGUGCCCAUUCAGGUACUGAUAUAGGUGAGGUGAUGAGGCCUGGGGUGCAGUCAGCGUUCACAUUCUUCCCAAAGGUGUUCAAUAUGGUUUAGAGCUUUCACUCCAACCCGUGUAAAGUAGAUCUAUAUGGAGCUUGCUUUGGGGUCUUCUCAUGCUGAAACUGGUUUGGGUCUUCUAGUUUAAGUGAAGGAAAAAGUUCAUUCUCAGCAACCACAGACAUCUUAUACAAUUUUGUCCCUCAAAAAAAUCAGGUCAGGUGUCCUGAAACUUUUGUCUAUUUUGUAUAUUUUAAUUGACUUUAAGGAAUUAAAGUCUCAAACUCAAACCAUAAAAAAAACGAAUUUGAAGUGAGUUUUAAUAACUUAAAAAAUACACAAGAAUAUUUGAAGAAAAAAAAUAAUAUCCCAGUUAACAUUUUCUAAUAAUUGUGUAUAAUUUUUACACUAGUUUCAUAAAUCAUCUACACUAAAUAUAGCUCAAAUGUGCCUUAUACAGAGAUGGACAGUUUUCUCACCCAUUUUGUAUUCACAGUGGAUCAAUAAACUCAACAACCAGAAAAAGAAUCUAAACUACAUCAGAUCAACUUUUCUCAAAACAACCCUUUUUAUUUAGCAUGUAGCUCAGCUGAAAUAUAAUCGCUUUGUGUAUGUGCUGUAAACUGUAAUCCGCACUACUUGCUUUGAAUCCCAGCGCAUGCUGCACUACACGCUUCAGCUGGUUCAAAGAAACAAUAUUUUGCUAGUCGGCUAAAUUAGCAUGUCAGCGUAACAUGUAACUUUUUUUUUAAUUGUUGCAAAUUUUUACUCACUUAUAACUCAAAUUAUACUUCACCUCACACACACGGAGAGAAAAAUUAAGAUGCUAGCAAGACUGACAGUGAAGUAUUUUCCACAUGACCUGUGGAAUAAACACCACUUGCUGACAUUUCACAGAACAAGAAAACACAAUUAGAUUCGAUUUUUACAAUAAUCCUAUACAUUUCUCAGUUUCAUUCAACUUAGUCUUAAAUGCACUAAACUAGCUAGCGAGCUCAUAAAUAUAAUUAUGUUCUGCUCGCUGCCACUAUUUAUUUGCCUUCCAGGCAUUGAAAACACUGGCGUUUGCCUUUGUGUUUAGGUUAAUGAAUUUAUGAUUUGUCCAUCCCUGAUUUUUAUUUGAAUUUUUUGGACAAUUAAAAAAAAAUUUGCAUUUAAAAAAAAAGGGGAAAAUAGAAAACAUCCCAGUAACUACCACGAGGCCUUUUUUCUUUUUUCCUUGUUUUUCCGUUUUGCAAAUUUUAUUCAUUUCAUCUUUGACCAACAAAAAAAAGAAAACCUUUGAGUUUUGAUACAUUCCGUAUAAACCUGAUUAAAGCAGAGCCUCUCUGUUCGUGUGAAGGUUUCCUCGGUUAAACCGAUGCUAAGUGACCUUUUUCUGUCUUGUGAUGGAGCUCAGUGUUACGUGUUUUUUUAAAUCAUGGUUACGUGUUGCCGUUUUUGUCUCUCAUGACGUUUUGAAUACUACAAAAACAAGUCGAAGAAAAAACUCUGUACUUAUCAUGGCUCAUCCCGAGCACUUUUUAAUGCUGUACUGAUAAUUGUUACGUUCUCCUGACAGGUGGUUAAAUGUACUCAGUGUUCUGGCGUUGUCUCGUGCGUAAUUCAGGCUGUCUGUCAUACUCUUUGUCUGUGGUGCUGAGAUAAGAUUCGUUAAUGACGAUCAGCAGUCAGGUCUAGAGUGCUCUCUGUGAAGCGUGACUACCUGAAAGGGCCUUAACCAAAAUCCGCCGUGGCUACGUAGAUUCCUGACGUCGAAAGGGGACGAAAGCGUGUUUAGACGAGGAAUGCUUUGUGUCUGCUCCGUUGUGUUUAACAUACACAUCUACCACCUUCAGAGUUUUCUCAUUUGUUAUGCGUACAUGAACACAGUCACGACCUCGCCGACUUUCCGUAAAAGGCGCAUUUCCAUCUGGUCGAUUCCUCCUCCUGCAAACGAGCCAGAGAGAAAAAAAAAAAAGAAAACAAGCGUAGGAGACGAAACCUAGUGACAUUUACCCCUCGCUGCGGCUAAUGGACUACUCGACCCCCUUCUGGAAUGUUCUUGCCCCUCGUGGACAGAGCUAAUAUGCACUUUGCUCGUUUUUACGCAACCUUUUCAUGUGUCAAAAACUGCAGCGGUGCAGAGAGAGGUCAUUACGCAUAAUAACUCGUGGUUCCUUCACUCCAUUUCCUGUUUGCUUUUUUUCCUGGUGUGCUAAAAAAAAAGAGGGACCCAGGCAAAGGGCCAUGUUACUUUUCUGGCUUUUGUAUUAAAAAAAAAAAAAAUUAUGCUAUUCCUUAAAAAAAAAAAAAAUUCAUUUUUUGGAGGCUGUCUGCUUUUUUUUUUUUUUUUUUUGGAAUAUUAUUAAUAUUAUUGUUGUUCAUUGCAGCCAGUUGUAUAGCAUUAUCUCCACAAGAGCAGCCUGUAAGUAAUUGGACAUGAUCGCUUUUAUGUUGUUGUUGUUUCCGGGACACUGGAUUUGUACAAUAAAAAAUAAUGACCAUGAGAUUAAAGUGCAGACAGUCAGCUUUAAUUACAAGGGUAUUUAUAUCUAUAUUAUGAGGUAAGAUUUGGGUGUUUAUUCAGCUUCUUUCACAUCCAAGACAGAGAGAUAAAGAUUUUUUUUUUAAGUGUGAAUUUCCAAGUAUUUACAGUCUGCAUUGUAUUUUCAUGUCCUCUGUACAAUUUGUAUAUUAUAAAUAUGAUUUAUUUUGGUUUUGGCGUUUGAGUAAUUCUAACAUAAAUAUUCUAAAUAUG
Molecule: messenger RNA, 7951 nt
Organism: Silurus meridionalis
Lineage: Eukaryota; Metazoa; Chordata; Actinopteri; Siluriformes; Siluridae
Product: raftlin-like
Exons: 11
Coding region: 709-2538 (609 amino acids)
Source: RefSeq, a predicted model, not a curated record